Messenger RNA from Podarcis lilfordi (Lilford's wall lizard), 21665 nucleotides. The record is from the annotation of a GenBank genome assembly. Lineage: Eukaryota; Metazoa; Chordata; Lepidosauria; Squamata; Lacertidae.
CUGCAAUUUACCAUGCUAAUAUAAAAUUUCAGCAAGACCCUUCAAUCUAAGGUUGUGACUCUAAGUACAUUUAUUUGAAAAAUUUCCAAUGAAAAGAGCGUGAAAUUACAGGAUUGAAUACAUCUAAAGCUGCAAUCUUAUGCACAUUUACAGUAAACCAAGCCAGUCCCAGUUAGCACAGUGGAACUUGCCUCGGAAUAAACAUGUAGAUAGUUGUGCAAUUAGUGCAGUUAUAUAGCUUUUUCCAUUGUGCAUUAACUUCAAAUACAUCAUUACAUUAAACCUUACAACAGCUACCAGGAUAGGCAUGUAGUAUGAGCCCUUUUCUAACACGGAAGGUUAAUGCCAAUGAAUAAGAUCUUGUCUUAAGAGCUCAUACCACAAUAGACCAAUUGUAUCCAAGACACCAUCACAAUUUGUGACUUUCAUGAAGAGUCCAGUUUCCCACUUAGAUGCAUUUAUAGUCUCCAGCUAAUUAUUUGACCACCUCAAUGAGUUUUCCCCCAAUAUGCCAUAAUCAUUAUUUUCCUCAUUUCCUGGAGGAAAAACGUGUUCAGUUUUCAGAGGUGUUUGAGACAGGGAGUUUUGCUUGCCUUUGUGUGGGAGAAAUUACUGGCAGGAAAUUAAGCUAAAUGAAUUAGUUUUGCCCUCUAUAGAGAGGUCUGUAAUGUUUCCCAUCUCACUGCCUUGUCUCAAUCCAGCUUUCUGUCAAUGUCCACUCCUUUGUUCUCAGAAACCUUUAUACUGGUUGACAUUUAACUAUUCCAGAGGACGAUAGCUGUUGUGGCUACUGAAGGAGAUAAUAACUGAAAAGAGACAGAUUUUUUGAUAGCUGAAGAUUAUUUGUUGCCAUUGCUUUAAGAGUACCAGCACAAAAACCUUUGAUUACAGCUCCCAAAUUCAAAGGGGAAUCUAUGAAGAGAUAGGAUAAAGAUGUCAUAUGGAACAUUAUCCACACUAUUAAAUGGAUUCCUUAUUUCACCAAAGUGGCCAAAAUCUCCCCCAGCAAGAAUGGCACAGAAUACCAGAUAUACAGUAGUUAUUAAAAUAUAUAGACUAUUUUAUCCUAAGGACUCAAGACUACCUAAUAUCUAUACUUAGUAAUAGCUCUUCCUCCUUCCUGCCAGAGGCAUCUACAUUUGUUCUACUGUCAGAUGGAGAGACCACAAACACUUCAGAAAUAAAACUCAGAAUGCAAGCGUUGACAAAGUUAACAUGACUACAAGUUAUGAAUGCCCUGCAGAGAUCAGUUAGCUGUUCAUGUGGAACACCGCAUUGCAAUUAGUCAAAAAAGGAUUCGCACUGGUGUGAAAGAAUCAUGCCAACAAUGCAGUGAUCCAUCCAUACAUGAAUGGGUUUAGAAAUUCUGGGGCACCCAGAGGCCUCAUAACAGCCACAAUGGGUGGGUCAGCUCAAAGACCUGAUGAGAUUUCGGAUGCCGAGUAGAAGCUAACUGAGCAAAACUCAGUAAUCAAGACAACCAGCACUUUUGUUAUACAGUGGUACCUCGGGUUAAGUACUUAAUUCGUUCUGGAGGUCCGUUCUUAACCUGAAGCACCACUUUAGCUAAUGGGGCCUCCUGCUGCUGCCGUGCCGCCGGAGCACAAUUUCUGUUCUCAUCCUGAAGCAAAGUUCUUAACCCGAGGUACUAUUUCUGUGUUAGCGGAGUCUGUAACCUGAAGCGUAUGUAGCCUGAAGCGUAUGUAACUCGAGGUACCACUGUAUUCCAAAAUGCUAAACAAAAGCCUAUGGUUGCAUUUCUAUACAGUUACCACUUAACUCAAAGGAAUUUACUCUGAGUGGGCAUGUAUAGGACUAAGCUAUAAAUCCAGAACUGUUAAAAACCAAUACAGGAUAUGCAAGUGGAGAGACCCAGGUUUUGUUUUGACUUGUCUGCUGGCUGUUUAUGUGCAAUUCUUGCGAAGUGCUUCUCAGGGAGAAAACACUUGAGCAACACCUCCAGAGACACUGCAGAUUAGAUACCACUCCCUUGGCUGUCAAUCCUCCUGCGCUAUGGAAAAGCACAAGGUUCUUAAAGGCAUUAUUAGUGUGUUAUCUGAAAAUCGUGAGGACAGUUCAGCAGUCUGUUUUAGAAAAGGUGGUGGUUGCGAGGGUGCGAGGUUUGAGUUUCUGAGAUCAGUAAAGACGCAAAGCACAUUUUCUGAAGACCUCCAUAGAUGGAUGGGCUCAGGAGGCAGUCCCCAAAUACUUUCAUAUUGGGAGAAGGCGCUGCCACCGUGUGUGCAUGUGGGGGGGAACCUUCCAGUUUCGGGGUGGGGAGAAGGAAGAGAAGCAGGAUCGGGGCGAGCGGCCUCCUCCUUCCUCGCCCCCCGCGUCUUCCCAGCGCCGCGUGCCGCUCGAACGCUGAGCAAGGCCUCAUUGUGACGCCUCAAUGGUUGCCCCUUUGCGAGCGCCUCCGCGCGGCGGGCUCGGCUGAGGGCAAAGGCCGCGGCGGGCGCUGCAGAAAAUGGGGUUCUGCAAGGCCGAGGGCACGGGGAAGCUCGUCCUCCGGGUGGGCCUGUUCCUGACGCUGCUGGCCAGCGAGCCCGCGGGCGCCUUCAACGACACCAUCUCGGUCGACGUGGCCUUGUCGGAGCCGCUGCUGCAUCUGGAGGAAUCGGGUGAGCGGCGAGUCCGGAGCCUGUCGAGCACGCGGAGGGCGCCCUCCGGAGAGGCGCCCUUUCCCCCCAGCGAGAGCCUCCCUCGGCUCUGUUCGAAGCCCAGUCGGCGGCUGCGAAGGGCCGCCUUUGCACCUCCGCCGUCUUCAUUGUGCAAACGGGCCUCUGGCUAACCUGCGCGAGGCAAUUUUCCAGGCGAAAGCGCCCCCCUAAGGCAACAGCCCCGCGGCGAGGCUGCUGCUGCUUCUAGCUGCCUCCUCCUCCUCUCUUUUCCCCGGGCCAAGUUCCAGCCUCAGAGGCUCCCCGGCGCUUCCUUUUCGCUCGCUGCGCCGCCCGGCUGCUGCUCUUUGCAGGUCCCGGCAAGUUCCUUCCCAUUUCCCCCCUUGAGAAGCUAGAACGAUGUUAGGUCAAAGAGAAGGUGUUUCGCGUGUGGAGCCAGCUGUUUGCCAGGCUGAGUGAGAGUCGCGGGUUUCUUGAAAAGUCAUUGCUUAAUCAUCCCUCCCUGGGAUGCGAGAGCCACGUGCCGUCUUUUAUGUCACGAAUUGGAUGCGCUGUCAGUGCGAUAGCGUUGUGCAAGGACUUGCCUUGAAGCCCAAAAGUGGACCAUCCCUGCAAGACUGUGACAGUGUACAUAUUGCUCCUGGCCCAUUCUGAGAACACGAUGCUGGACUAGAUGGGCCAUUGGCCUGAUCCAGCAGGCUCUUAUUACGUUUUUGACUCUCCGAUGAUGAUUGUUCAUGUGUAAAUUUUUUUACAUAACUUUUCCCCCCACUAGAUGUUAGGCUGCAGUUCUGUACACACUUACCCGGAAGUCUGUGCCAUGAAACAUAAUAGGAUUUACUUCUGAGUAAACAUGCAUAGGCUUGUACAGUGGCACCUCGGUUUUAGACUAACUCCGUUGACAAACAGUUCGGUUUUCAAAUGCUGUAAACCUGGGAAUAAAUGCUUCGGUUUUCAAACACGCCUCAGAAGUCGAACAUGCAAUGUGGCUUCCGCAGUGUGCAAGAUCCUGAAACCUAGCUGCCAGCUAUUGAGUGUUAGUUUUUGAAUGUUUCAGAACUUGAACGGACUUCUGGAAUAAAUUACGUUCGAAAACCGAGGUACCACUGUAUUAUUGUAACAUAGCUUUGAUUUAGCAAGCUGAAAAGUAAGGCAUCCUGCAGUAUAAUAAUGAUCUCUACUACAUAUUUACAAUGUGAUUCACCAGUCACUGAAAUAAAGAUAAUGUUGUGCUUUUCAAUUUCCCUACUGGACUAUAUUAAAAGAAUAAAUUAUCAUGUAGGGAUGUACACCCUGUUUCUCAAAAUCAGUUAAUAUUUAAAUAAUGAGAUGUGUCCAGCUUGAUUUGUUUUAGUAUAAUUUAUUGCUCCAGAAAUCCUGGUUUCUUUCCCAUUGCUCCACUGAAUGAGAAAAUGUUAUGCUUCAGGUGAAAAGCACUGGGGAAGACUUUCAUAACUAGAGGGUGGGUGAGAGUCACCUAAUGAACCCUGUCAAUGGAAGUCUUGCACAAGGGCUUCGGCUUGCACAGUGGGGCUUCCCCCCUCCUGCCCCGUCAUUCUUCCUGCACCUGCCAAAAUUUGCUCUGAGGGGGUUAGGAGAACCUCCAGAACAUCACGGGGGGAAGGGAUCUUUCCACCUCUCAAGCUGACAUGCUUGUGCAGACAGAACAUUUGCAAUACCAUAAUGUUGAAUUCCACCCUAUAUUUUCGUAUACUUAACUUACUUCUGUAACCUGCUUUUUGUAACUUGAUAUCUUUUUCAGAAGCAAAUCUGACAGAACCCAAGGAAGUAGAAUUUGGAGAAUGCACGGUUACAUGUGGUAAGCAGAAAAGCAGAUGGAUAAAACAUAGUAUAAAUGGGUGGGUUUUGGAUUUUAAAAAAACUUUUUAGGAACAAUAUACUAACAUUAGCGGUUGAACCAUUGUAAUUUGCAUGCCCUCGUUCACCUUCCAUUGAUUUCAGUUGUUGAUAACUAUAAUUAACAAAAACAAUCCAGUUGAUUGUCAUUAUAAAUUUAGGUCAGAUCUGUUGUUUUAUUAAUUUCACAGCCUGCAGGCUCUUUUUUUUUUUUAAAAAAGCUCCUUUUGUUUAUUGGCUCAUGGAGCUGCCUUCACCAGAGUAACAAUUUUCUCUAUUUGUGAACAUCUGCGAAACGUUCAGAAGCUGAAAGACCUCCUGAUGCAUCUCACAGAUGUCUUUCCACAUACAAGAUUUCCAGACCUAUAAAGCAAAUGGCUUCUCUGCAAUAGUGUAUGCUGUAUUCAUCAUACAGCUUACUAGUUGUGCUAAAGGUAGCUGAGGUCUCAAAAAUGAGUGGAAAGAGUGAUCUCCAAUAGGAUAACCAUUUUCUAGUCAAAUAUGCCUGUGUUCAUGCAGAGCACGAUAGGAUAGUUUUUGCAUCUCUUACAAUGGCUCCGUUUCUCAGGUAGUUCGCAAGAGAAACAAAUGUUCAUAAACCUGAUGGUUAUGCCAGAAAGGAAAUGUUUACUGCCCCCAUCAGUGCAGCAUAUUUUUGUUAUUUUGUGCCAGUAAACAUUUUUUAUAUUAUUCUUAUGUUCUUUGCUCCAGUUAAUACUUUUUUAGCACAGUUUGCGUCCCUUCCCUAUUCAAAAUUUGAAAAAUUUGCAGAUUGCUCUCCAUUCUGGCAAUGUUUCCAUACUUUAAGUUACCCACUCCAUAUAUUCACAGGGUUCUUUUAAUUAUAAAUGUAACAUUUAAAAAAGAAAUAUGAACAGUUGGUGUUAUAAUGAAAGAGUUGCAUUCACUGAUUGUGUCACUCUCAUUUAGAGUGUUUUUUUAUUUUAUUUUAAGGUAGCCACAUCUAUAAUUUGGUCUAUAGCAGAGAGGCUACCUUGCUGUCCAUUCCCCCAAAUCUCAGCAAAUCCAUGUUUCUUUAAUACUGCCCCUCCCCUGAAAUGUGUAGAAGCCUCUGUUUCAUUGCUUUUCCCAGGAUAUUUUUAUGGUAAUUGUGCAAAUUCACAAUAUCCUUUUGAUAAUUGUUAGAAUUCAGUGUUACACAUGUGCUCCUAGCUUUUUCCACUUUCUUUUUAAAAAAUAUAAAUGUUUUAUACUAUGCUGUUGUUUAUAUUUUAUACAGUAUCGUAAAGCACUUUGUACUUGUUGUCUUGCUUUUAUUCAUAACAAUCUUGUCAGAUAGAUUUGUGCAAUUCCCAUUUUUACCUGAUCAGGAAAGCAACAUGAUCAACUUGAAUUACAACUCGUGUCUCUCUGCUGAAAUCCCAAAAUCUGGGCUCAUCCAUACUGAUGUCUAAUUUGGAUAAUAAGCUUCCCGUACAACAUUAAUUAUUCAUUGUCCAUGUGACAUUCUCUACCAAAUCCCACACCAUACCAGGGAUGCUUCAAAAAGGAGAAGAUGUGAAAUAAUCCAGAUUUAUGGUAGGAAAAGUGGAGGAGAAUGUCCUAAAGACAACAGAGAAUUAAUGGAAGUACAUUAUCUACAUUCAAGAACAGUAUGAACGAGCCCUCCAUUCAGCUCAACUUAACUUUUGCUUUUUCUUAUUCAUUAUUUCAUCUUUUUUUUACUAUGUAGCUGCAAGUUGAACCAUUUUUAAAUUAUCUUCCAGCCAUCAAUUGUUCUAAAUCCUUUUGGCUAUGCUUUCUUUCUUCUCAAUUUAGCACCUUAACUUAAUUGAAUUAACAUAGUUCUUCAUUAACUUCUCCGUUAUUAUUGAUAAAGCUGUCAGAUUAGAUGUGGUCUAAUGCCACUUAACUGCAUGCCUCAUUAAAGCCCCAACCCCGCCCCCAAAGGUUGACUUGUUAAUACCAUUUCACAUCCAACCUUCAUUGCAAAUUACAUUGCUAGUUUGAGGAAAUUUGAAUGAAUAUCUCAAUGGCCAUGUUCAUUAAAGUCAGUAAACCCAAAUAGCUUGUUUUUGAUGGAGUGCUAAGCCAAGGAUCAUGUCUUGUAUCUCUCCAGCACAAGUGAGGAGGAGCAAAGCUUGUGCAUGGUAAGCCACAGUUAAUGGCUUGUCAUGAUGUUCAGAUGCGUCCAAUGAGAAAAUUGCCAGGAUGGAGGUAAAAAUAUCCAACUGGCCAGGCAAUAAAAGGAGAAAAAGUAACCAAAUGGUGAAACACCAAAGGAAUUUGAGAUCUUCUGAAACAACCUUCUUAGGACUUGAAAUUUAAAUUUAGCCUACACAAAGGUUGUUGCCCCUGGCCCAUAUUUGCUUCAUGCAUCCAUGGUUUCACUGCAUGAACACAGAAUCUGGCAUCUCAUACAAGAUCUAGCCACCUAGAAAAUUGAUCUAAAUCUAUUCCCUGCUCUCUACCCCCGAAGACAAAACCAGGAAAAAGGCUUACCCAGGGCUAUUUUCUCACUUUGAAUGCACUUCUCUUAUGGAUUUGCAUCUUGGUCGUGCAAGUGUAUCUGAAAAUAUUUUGUAAAUAUAUGACAACUCCAAAUUUAUUAUUCAGGUAGCUGCAGUUAAGGCAACUUUCCUAUUGCGUUGGCGUAGCGUGGGGGGCACAAGGGCGGUUGCCUCAAGUGCAAAAUUCUUAGGGGUGCAAAAUUUCAACACCCGGUGCUGCCUUAAUACAGCUGUACUCAUCGCUGGGUUCCAUUAAAAACGGCUUCUCCAUCCAAACCAGGAAAUGACCACUUCAGACAACAGUACAACUCUUCUUUUCUUAUCUCUGCGAAUACGAUCUCCUGGGUGAUAUAAAUACUGUUAGGUAGUUGAAUGUGCAUGCGUACUCCAUCCGUUUCCCUCUCACUCACCCCCGCUUUGCCACGGGCCUUGGCAACCCACACUACACCACUGCCCUGUGGUGUCAGUUACAGAGGAUUUUCACAAUUUGAGCUAAGAGGCAGAAAGUCUUCCCUAGUCAAAUUCUAGUGCUCCUAGUCCCACCAUGCUUUACUCCAAAUCUGAUGAAGCCAUCUUUCUGCAAUCACAAUUCAAUCCCUAGGAUUGUACUGUUACCCAGAAGUUUGUAUCUUCCUGUUUUCAAGGGAAUUUGGAUAGUGGAAGUAAAAGGAAUCAUGAACAGCUAGGAGAUUGGAGUUGGGGUUAAGAGUGAUUGGUGGCCCAAUAAAAGGAGACUGUCAACUCUCUCUCUCUCUCUCUCUCUCUCUCUCUCUCUCUCUCACACACACACACACACACACACAGUCUGUCCAUUUGUCCAUCCCUGUUUCAGGACUAAAAGAGAAGCUGUGUCCAUUGUUUUCCUUUAUUAUAGGUAUCUCCAGUAUCACCCAUUAUACACCCAUUAUGUGAGUUUUUAAAAAAUCUCUCUCCAAAACAAGAGAAAUGUCUUUAAUAAAAAUGUCAGUUCAUUGCUAUAUACACCUCUGUUUUCUUAACCUUUGAAAUGAGAAAUUCUCAGCAGCUUAGCAUGAUUCUCGUUUUGCAACAUUUCCAGUAAGUGUUGUUCGUUCCGUCUGCCACUUGAGGUAAUGCUACAUGUCAUAUAAGAAAUAUUACAAAAUAUAUCAGGUUUACUAGGCAUUUAGGGAUGCAAAAUACCUCACCACAAGGUUGUUGUUUUUUCAUAUGCAUAGGUUGUAUUCUGGUUAGGUCACAAAAGGUUUCUUUUCCAUCUCCUCCAUUCCUUAUUCAAUAAACAAAAUAUUUCUAUAACGGCUGGCAAUCUAGUCUGUAUUUACUGGGACUAAACAUACUAUUCUCUCCUCCCUCGCAUGCCAUGCCAUUUGAAUGAGCUGGGUACACAGUGUUUGGCAGAAGGAAAAAGAGAAAAGCAAAGAAACACAGCACUUGUGUUGAAUAUGUUUGUGUUUUUGAAAAUAACAUGAAGUUCCCAAGUGAAAUGUUGAUGUCUGAGAUCUGCAAUUCUUAUCUAAUCUUAAUUACAUAUAGGUAGUUUUUUCCCCUGUAGGCUGCAACCCUCCACACACUCACUAGGAAGUAAGUGCCCUUUAAUUCGGUGGGAUUUCUUCCUGAAUAAACCUGAUAGGUGGAAGUUAUGCAGUGCAAUCUCUUUUAUUAUCAUUAAAAAACUUGGAUAAUUUAAAACUGCUUAAAAUGGAAGAUAUCAUUAACAUGUGGCUACAGUAACAAUCAGAAUUGAGCUUGCCUCAGAAAGCUUUGAUUAUGUUGAUGAAUCCACCAAUUAAAGCUAGCACCAAGGUGAGAUCAAUGUGACAUCAGAUUUCCUUAAUUUGCAAGAGUACUUACCCUCCUUCCUGAGGAGCCCAAAUCCUGCAAGGUAUUCAGCACUGUAAUUUUCCAUUGGUAUCCAUAAGAGUUAAGGAUGCUCAGCACCUGAUCGGAAUGAGCUCAUCAGAGCAAAAAUGCUCCAGGCACCAGAUGGUUGAGGCUUUGAAAGGCCAGGUUCACAGAGGCUGCAAGCUAGCGUUGAUAUUUAAAUUUUAAUUAACUUGUUUGUUUUUAGCAAUGCAUUAAAAUGAAAGUGCAUAUAAAAUUCAACUGAAAGGAGAAAGUUUUUACCUUGUGGAAUGGAUGGGUUACCAUCAUCUAAGUACACAAUAGUCUCAGGCACAAAUGGGUGGUAUCUUCUAAAUUUUGGUUAUAAAGAAGACAACUGCUUUUCUGAAGGCCUUUGACAGGGACCAGAGUGUUUUGAUUUUAGAAGGUGAACUUAAAGGAGUAUCUGCCACAGAGAAAGAGAAAGAAACCAAAACACAAACAGACAUGUAAUGCUACCUUUUUCAUCUUGAUCAAAGGCAUUGGCAUUCGAGAAGUUAUAUUAACCAAUGGAUGCCCUGGAGGUGAAACUAAGUGUAUUGUUCGUGUUGAAGAGUGCAGAGGACCAGCAGAUUGUGGAUGUGAGUAAUGAUGUAAUGGUACAGUUAUUCCCAGUUAGCUUCUGUGAAUAUUCAUGCAUCAUUUCCAAAAUGCCAUACAUUUAUUCUGAGGUGGUUUAAAAGUGACAUGUCCUGUAUUGCUUCUUAGUUAAUAGCAGGUUUAAACAUAAAAGCCAGUAACAUGCAAUUUAUAAUAAUUAAAUGAUAACUCCUCUAACCACAGUCUGUUAGUGGAGUUGUUCCUAGUAUUUUGAGGUGUACAAUAAUGUUUAAGUAUUGGUACAAAGUGACUUUUAAAACUAUGUUUUGCAGGGGGUAAACCAAUUUCUGAAAGUCUUGCUAGUGUGAAGAUACCGUGUAUUUUUGUACCUCCAGAAAAUCGAUUUCAGUACAUUUGGAAAAUGUUGAUUCCGGACCAGGUAAGUAAUCUAGUUCCAUCCUGUGCAAUGUAUACUGAACUGAUUUUAUUUCUAAUGAUUCCACAUAAACUUAGGCUUCCUAGAGUGUAUUUAUUUGCGUAUAAUAUUGUAGAUUUAUAGAUGCUAGAAUUUAACUAAGGUUUGAGGGUGUCAAAGAUAAUUUAUUUGGAGGAAAUAGCCAGAGCCUAGUGUGUAUUUUCAGGCAUUGCAAGGGGUGUGAUAGACCCACCGAUAAGCUUCUUCCUGGGACAUUGCUAUUGGACAUUGUAAUCCUAGUCCAAUGAACAAAUGUUAAUGAAGUCAGGCAAACUUUUUUUGUGAGGUGACCAUCUUUAGCUAUAAGGUGUUCAAAGGAAAUAGGUGUUAGAAAGGGAAUUUAUGGAGUCUUCCUCUGAAGAUAAACAGAGCUUAGUUUAGGGAAGGGGUUGGCAGUGAUGUAAUCAGGAAGCAAAGAGGGGCAGCUAAGCUGAUAUGUGCCCUGCAGAGAAGGGGAGGCUGCAGAGGAAGGAUGCUGAUGCUACUAUGGAAUAAGUUGGCAUGUUUUAGAGUGCUGCUGCUGUGAGCCCCUUCACUGAAGCUUCAGGUUGUGUAUAUAUGUAAAUAAACCAUAUAUCAUAAAGACACUGUAGCCUCCAUUGUGCCUCAUUGCCAAAAGAAACACAAACCCUGGUUUAGUGCCAAGACUCCUAGAAUCUUGUGCACCGUUCAUUAGAGACAGGUGGCGUGGAACAAUAUUAAUAGAUACUGGAGCUCACCUUAUGCCAGUGACUCUUGCAUGACCACAUGCUCUUUUUUUUCUUCUACACUUGUAUACCAAGAUACACAUACAUCCAAAAGACACAUUAGUUUCUUUAAUCUGGAGUUGUAGUAUGCUACGAAAUAACAGCAGCUCCUGAAAAGGAGAAUGAGAUGACAAGUCAGGGUCUAGAGCACUUGAAUACAUGAUUUAAAGCAAAGAUAGUCAAAUAAGUGUGUUGUGCAUUUAGAGGAGAGCAGAAAUGAUUAUGUUAAAGCUGUAGAAAAGGCAAGCACCAGAGAAGAUUGGGUGAGGAAAAGAAGUAUGUGAGAGGUAUGGCAAGUUCUACAGGUAUAAGCUAUUGCCACAUAAGGAAAUGGGAGGGAAUAGAGUCCAAGCAAAAUGAGAAAAUGGUCCAAAAUCUAAAUUGCACAUUUCCUGAAGUUGAGUGAGUAGCUUCUUGGAAAGUUAAGUAAAAGAGACAAGAGACUGAGUUGGAGAUAUGAGAUUAUAGCACAUGUAUUGCCUCUCUCAAGGUGGGGUGUGUGGGUUUGGGUGCGCGCACUCUCAGCAGUCUGCCAUAAAUGAGGCCAUUGUUGUCUUAUUCACAAACCCAGGUAUCAGUAGUGGGUGAUGUGGUGUGGCAGCAGUGCUCACCUGACCUUCUGGCAGCUGAGUCACUCCUGCUUAGUAAGAGAUCUCCAGAAGAGCAAACAUGAACACACACAAACACAGUGACAGCAUAACUGGCUCUUUUGCAAUACGUGGCAAGUUACACCAUAUGCGUCCAUAUACCAUCAAAAUUUGUCAUCUAAUUUAGAGGAGAAAAUACAUGAUACACAAAUGUGUAUCAAAAAGUGUGUAUCAAAGUGUAUCAAAAACCUUAAUUUUUACUUUGUUGUACUCCUCAUCUAGGCAGCACUCUUUCCCUCCACCAUCCUUGGUCCCAUUCCCCAAGGAGCUGAAACUCUCCCAGUGUAACAAACACCUUUCCAUAUACCCACACUUCUAUUGCACUUCUUCCUCCAUGCUGGAAAUGGAUAAAAUUGUCGUUCCUUAAUCAAAUUCUGAGCCUUAACUACUCCCAGCAUAGAGCAUGGAAGGGGAGAGGGCAUGGCAAGUUACAAGAAAGCCAUUGCUUUCUGACAUUUCCUAGAACAAUCUGCUUAUCACAUCAUCAUGCAAUUCCUUCCUUAAUUUAAAACAAUAUUGAUGAAAGAGGCUUUCCAUUUAAUUGGUCCCACACAGAUUUUGUGUUUUUCGCAGAAGAAUUAACAAUCGUCCAAAAUUUAUGCGUCACCUGACAUUGCCUAUCCACUGAAGAACUGAAGGGGAAAAUAAAAAGUUGGGAAUUUCAGAUAGUUUAUGGUUUAGGAUAUAUCAGGAGGGAUCACUGAAGCACCAGGAAAGAAAGAAAAGCCCCCCCCCCCCCAAUUGUCACAUAGUACAUUCUUCGUUAUGAGAUAAUCCAACUUUGUCUUUUUUGUCACCUUUGAAUUGAUAGCAAUCACUCAUUCUUCCUAAUGAUUCAGCUAUUCUGGAGGUACACAGAGAUACCCACCCCGUUGCGUUUGAGUGCGAUACAAUAGAAAACGAUGAAUUGAUUGCAUCUGUAAAAUAUACAGUGUACACAACAGCUGGUAAGUUCAUGGAAGUUCAUAAAUAUUUAGUCAGACGUUGCUUGUGUUAAAUUAAACUUUAUGAGAAGAUCUUCACUCUCCACUUGUAGUUUGCAAACUACAAAUGGAGCAAUCCGGUAAACAUGUGAUGUUUCUUGUACUCUGCAGGAAGCGGAGGCCGGAGGGAAUAGUGUCUAUGGCGCAGACUCCAUUAAAAUGACUGGGCAAUGUGCUCAUUGCCAACACUUGAUGCACUGCACCCAUAUCAAGCAGACUGUUUUGGAAAAGCAGUGUUUUAAUUGAAAAAUAUAUAUGCUGAUUUAUUUUAAAACUUACUUAUCUGUUAAUUUGUUACUGUACUGCAUUAAUCUGCAUAUCUUUUGUGCUUUCCCCCCUCACUGAUUUCAAAAGACAGAAAGAUCAGGCAAUUUAACAGAAGCAGCUGUUGACACCUUGUUCAAUUCUCCCCAGGCCCUCUGUUGUAAUCUUUCAAUGCCGCAGAGUAAGGAUUUAACUGAUGUACUUCUUGCAGCUGUCAUCUUGAAUUUUACCACUCAAAGUAGAUAUCAGUUCCAGAGCUUCAAAGAAGCCCAUCAUCAUGAGAAUAUCAUAAUUUCCCCCCAUUUCUCCCACAAUAGUUCUCUUCCCUGUGCAGUUAAAAUACCCAUGUCACUGGGUUGAGGCAGCAGAGGUUAUAGGGGUUCCUGAAAAGGGGUUCUCUUAAAAUCACCAUCUUAUCAAGAUGAAAAUGAUUGGUAUGUGUGUCUGUUUGCCACGUAGACAUGGCUUCGUGGAACAGAAAUCUCCUUAUGAGAACACACCCAUAACUGAACUUUGUGAAAUGGAAAAUGGCCUUCAGACUGGUAAACAAAAACUAAAAAGAAUCACUAUGGGAUUAGAUAUAUGUGAUUGUAUUGUUGCUAAAGGGAUAACUUUUCUGUGGAAGCUACGCUAUAUGAUGUCAUUGUUGUUUUUAUUCUGGUUUUAGGAUUGUAUUAUUUUUUUAAUAUUGUUUACAUUUGUAGGGCCUGUUCCAUUUGCUGGUCUUUUGUUUACCCCUUAUUUUCUAAUUGUAAAAAUGUGUUUUUUAAAGGAAAUAGCUAAAAUUCAGGGCGGCCCAACUUUCAUACCAAGUGGGCUGAAAGAGUACAUUGAUAUGGAACCUGCGGGCUGCACAAAACCUUCUCACGUGUGUGUGUGUGCUAUGCAAAAAUCACAAUGUGGGGAAAACUAUGAAGCCAGCCAAUGCUUCUCUCGAUUCCUGCAGCUCCUGUUAAUUCUGCUGGCUCAGCUCUCCCCUGCCUCCUAGAGGAGGCAGCAGAUCACAAGAGCAGGCUUCAGCAAAAAUCACGAUGCAGGAAAAACCGUGAAGCCAGCCAAUGCCUCUACAUAGCUCCAUCCUUAUUUCAGACUUCAUGAUAUAUUGGUAUAUCACAAUGUUUAGCUGGUGGUAUAUUGUGAUGUUGCAAACCAGAUAUCGCCCAGCUCUAAUAGGUAUUUUGAAGUUAUGUACGACAUUUUUUUCUUCAGUCCUUGACGACAUUAGUUUAAAGGAUCCGGUAGCAAAUGGCAUAAUUUAAGUAUUUGACAGAGUGGACUAAAUUUACUUUUAAAAAUGAGGGAAAUUGCGCAAUGCCCUAUUUUGAUGCAGUGUUGUCUUGUGUCUUGUGCUUUGUUUUCUUUGUUGCUUUUCCUUGGUUGACUGUCCUUUGAAUUUGUGCCAAUGCAUAGCUGUACCUUCGAGACCCAUGCUAGAUCUCUGAACCACAGAAUCUGUAAGGAGCAAGCAGUUGCUAAGGCCUGACUCUCAAUAGUAUCCACCUGUCUCUGGUUUCUGAAGGAGAAAGCCGCCUGUAAUUCCUCUUAAUUAAGGCUACCUCCAUGUCAAAGCAUAAACCGAAAGGGCAAACAUAGGUGAAUAAUUACUGGAACUAGAGAGGGAUGGGAAAUAUUUCUCAUGGAUGUUUCUUCUUCUAAAGCCUACAGGUUCCAACAUAUAUUUUCUUCUCCAUUUGAUUGAAAUGAAGAUCAAGGCUUUCCCUAUACUCUGCUAAAAAGAAAUAGGAAUGGAAUAUCAACACACAUUGGCUGAAAUUAGUUACUACGAAUUCUCAAAUUCAUGUUGAUGGAAAUUAGGGAUGAAACAAGGAAUUAUUUCCCCUGUUACUGUCUGGUGCUAUUAGAUAAACUGGUUGCUGUUAAGAAAGACUGUAUAAUGGGCUACUUUUAUCAAUGGUCUGAGCCAGUCGGUCUUUGCAUAUCUUCUUGUUACUGAGUAACUCAUGAAUCCCAGAGACCAGUAAAAAGCAUUAUGUUUGGUCAGCUUCAAAAUGCAUUUAAUCUGGGCUGCUGUGUCUUCAUGGAUAAAAUGUCAGCCCUCAACUGUUGAGCUGUGUCUGUUGGCUUCUUCUGAUCCUUGCUCACAUACUCCUGUCCUGAGCAUUUGCAUUGAUGCGUCAGCUUGUGAAGCUAGUGCACAUCCCUGAUGGUGUGUGUCAUUUUUCAUGACACUUCAGUGGUGUUGCCUUUGGUACAGCCCCAUCCUAAACAUUUGUGUGUCUGCCAAAGCAACAUGCAUAUGCAUGCAUGUACACCCCUGCAGCAAUGAUUGCUGAGAGCCAUCGUCUCUUGAAAUGAAGAGUUGGGAGGUGGAGAAGAAAACUGGAUUAUCAGAACAAUCUGCUAUCAGAACAGAGCUGCUUUGGGCUCUGUUCUGUUGCUAAUGGUUCUUCAUACCAUUAGGACCCCUAUAAUGACAUUAGCUUGGAAACUGAAUCUAGGCUCAAUUGUACACUUGCAAAUAGAAUCUCCUUUCGGAGGAAAGAAGGCAGGAAUUAAUUCAAGUGAUGACAUCUUGCAUUAAAAAUCGAGGAUUUCUUUUUAAAAAAAAGGAACUAUAGGAGGGAUGGUACCACUUUAUUCUCAGGUGGUGUGUAAAUGAUAUAAUGUUGUGCCUGGUGGGAAAUUUUCCUAUAAGAGAUUAUAACUGUGUUCUUGCUCAAAACGUGUUUUGCAGCAGUUUUUAGUGUAGUUUUGGAGACAACAGGGAGAUGAGUGGAUAGGUGUGUCAAAAGAGCAGGAAGAAUCUACAUGAACAAGUGCUCCAAUUUCUAAGGUGUGUGUGUGUGUGUGUGUGUGUGUGUGUGUGUGUGUGUGUGUUAGGAUAAAGCUGGUAUAAACGAAGAGCUAUCCAUAAGGAGUAUUUUGCACAGGAUGAUUCGUUUCUCAUUAAUUCUCUAUUAAUUCCUCAUCAUUGGUGAGGUUCUCUGUUUGGUUUUCAGCAGAGGCCUAGGCUCAUAGGUCCUGGCUCUUCUCAGCAGAAAUUGGAAACCCCUCCCUCCAUGUCUUUUCAACUUCUUCUGGCUAUUGCAAAGAAAAUCACCGUAAUUGUUAAUGGUCCUCUGCAUCAGGCAACCUUUCUACUGCAUGGUUGCUCUGUUGCAUACUCCAGCCUAUUUUGGGUCUUAGCUUACUUCUGACAAAACGAGUGACAUAAGGCAGUUUAUUCAUGUUUUCUGAUAAUAGUUCUGUGUGGGAGGGAGUGUGUUGUAAGUGAAGGGGAUUAUUCUCCUCCUCUUGCCAUGGGAAGAGACAGCCAGACAAGAUCCAGAGCGUGCUCCUUGUGCCAUCACCCGUGUGAGCGAGUGAGUGUGUGUUGGCAACCACAGGGGAGGAGGUGGAGGCAGCAGCUGGCCAGUUUUCAUCUCCCCCACAUGAACGUGAUAUCCAGUUGGCUGUGCAGAGGCAAUUUUUGUAGAGUAGCUUUCAUUCAGGUCAUUUCCUGUGCAGGCAGGGUCUAUGGCAUUGCAGCACAUUGCCCUGUAAAGUGCAAGCAACUUACUCAGAAUGAUGCUCAAGAAAUAACAUGUUCUCAGUAAACUGCUCCAAGAAGAUAGCAAGAGAAGGGCCAAAGAACAUGUUAAAUUAGCUACCUACCUGCAUCUUUAAGUCUAGAGGGCCAGGGAUGGCCCUCUUGGCCACCUCCUAUUAUUCCAGUUCACCUUUAGCCCCUUACACUUCCAGUUUGUGUGUGUGUCUCCUACACUUCCAUGGCAACCUUAUUCUUAUGCAAGUCAGCACCUAGUUAAGGACAAAGGCUAAUAUAACCCCUCCUCCCCAUGCUAGCAAUCUGGUUUUUAAGAAACUUAAAAGCACAGAUAUAUAUAUAUAGAGAGAGAGAGAGAGGGAGCGUGCUAUUGUAACAUGUAGUUUGGCCCUAAGAUCAUCUUGCCUCUGAAUAAUGUGACACGUCAAAAUGUGUUUGGCAAGCCAUAUUGUUCUAUAUUUUCUGUUUUGAGCACAUUGUUGUGUUGCUGCCUCCCCCUUUUUGUCUCAAUUUCCUUGUGGGGCUGCAGCCGCCUCCUUUUCUAUUCAGGAUGGAGUUAACACACUAAAAUUGAGCUUAUAUAGAAAACGUUGGUUUGUUUCCAGUAAUGCAGUCUUUCCCAUGCUAUCCCUCCUCUAAAGAUAAAAGAAUUCUAAUGAUUUUGGAACAAAAAGUCUGUCUUGGCAUUCUGUUCCUUUUAACAGACCUGACGUCAUUUGCACAAGGGGGGAGUUUACUUUGAACUGUGAGAAUGCAGUAUUGUGAACUAGGUAGUGUUGCAAACUAGGUCAUCUUGCUUGCUGGAUUAUUCCACGGUAUUUACAGUAGUGUUUAGAAGCAGGAAUUCAUUAUGCUACAUUCUGUACUAGCAGACAUUUCCUGCCUCCUGCCAGAAUCUCAAGCCUUUGGAGGCCUUAAGAAAAGGAUUUAGGAGAAUCUCUGUGUAAUAUUGUAUGGUUAUAAAUCCUAGUUCAGAAACAGAAAGGAUUGUGUUCUGCUAGCACACUCGAUUGUUUGUAGCAGCUCAGAAAAUAUAUAAUACAGGUGAACACUAUUUUAUUUGAUACCUUGGUGCGGGGGGGGGUAUGCUCACAAUGAAUUUUAAAAUUAAGUUUUAUUUGUGAGCUGCAUUUAAAAUAUUGAGCGGUAGGGUAUUUUAAGAAGUUAAAUGCAGCAACCUUUUGCCUAACUCACCUGGUUGCCAGACAGCAAGGAAUUCCCUGCAAGUAGGUGAGGUUGCUCCAUGCUACCUGCUGAAUGAGCAUUAAGCCUGAUUUGUUUGCGGAAGAAGAAGAAGAAGAAGAAGAAGAAGAAGAAGAAGAAGAAGAAGAAGAAGAAGAGUUUGGAUUUGAUAUCCCACCUUUCACUCCCCUUCAGGAGUCUCAAAGCGGCUAACAUUCUCCUUUCCCUUCCUCCCCCACAACAAACACUCUGUGAGGUGAGUGGGGCUGAGAGACUUCAAAGAAGUGUGACUGGCCCAAGGUCACCCAGCAGCUGCAUGUGGAGGAGCGGAGACGCGAACCCGGUUCCCCAGAUUAUGAGACUACCGCUCUUAACCACUACACCACACUGGCUAUGCGGGUAGCCAGUGUGAUGUAGUGGUUAAGUGAUAUGCGGAGAGAUUAGACAGGGCGUGCUAUUUAACGAGCAUUCAUUCUGAUCUGUUGGUGGGGAAGUUACACUACAGUUGCACCAAGCAAGUGUUGUCCCACAAUUCCUGGCGCAUUUCCCUAUCGCUUUCCUUUAUUGCAAGGGGUCUGCUGAGGAGGGGGCUUGCAGGAGGCUGGCAGAGGGGUAGGUCACCCUGUCUCUUCCUCUGCAUUUCCAUGCUGGUCCCAAUGCAGGGGACAAUGUAUUCCUUCUCUGCCACCCUGUUCAGUCUUUGUGCUGGCCAUGGUGGAAGGGAAGCCCCUUCCUCUGCAGCCUGCAUGGAAACACAGUGCCACCCCUCCAGCGCUAGCUCACUUGGCAGAAAGCAAUUCCCUGCCCCCCCUCCCUGAAAGGAAAUGCAGGAUACUAGGGUUCUAUCAGGCUAGUAACAAAAAAAUAAAAUAAGAGUGCACGGUAAUAAUAUUUGUGGGCUUGUUUGCAUGGUUAUGGUGCAGCCGUCCUGGAGCUGUCACUUAAAAAUAAAAACAGAACAGCAAUACAUAAAAGCAAAGUAAGCUGUGCAUAGGAAACUAGGUUGUCCUGAGAAGGCUAGAGUACAACUGCUCACGCUUUCUGCAUGCAUGUAGUUAGGCGAGCAUCAACCACAGGAAAGCUUUACCUGUGAUUUUUUUUUAAAUGCCUUAUUCUUUGCCACAUUUCUUUCCACCCCAUGGUGACCAACAGUGAUAUGUAUGACAACACUGUGGUGCUGGUUUUUAAUUCACGUUCCACCAAACCAGGGCAGCUCCACUAGUAGGUGAAAAUAAUCAUCGCUAGGUAUGAUGUCUGAAAGCUUCCUUGGCUGAUUUAUCUGGUUUCAGGAACUAAGUCAUCAGCUGGUGGAUACCACUUUUUCCAAGGGUUGCUUUACUCAGAGGCAUUAUUUGGACCUACCCCUUUAAAUCUUACUGUUUCAAUCUGCAGCUAAAUUUUAUUACUUCUGAUGAUCAACAUUUUAUUUACAUAAGCUACCUUAACCUUACACUCAUUAGCAUGUUAUAUAAGAGCAUUUUAAAGGUCUACUGCAAUAUACUGUGUCUCUUUUGUAAAUAGAAGUGAUGUUCUAAGUUCUUGUGCUUAUUUACUUGUUUAGUUCCUCCAUAUGUCGGUUCUUUAAAAUUUCUGCUGCUGUGCUCUUAAUCUUUCCUGGUGUGUUGCACUCUUUCAAACUGUGCACAGGGAUGGUACAUAGUAGUGACAUAACAGUUUUGCUUAAGGUUAUAGUGCAUAAUGAUCUGCCUUGUGAUGCCUGCCUUUUAAAAGAUGCACCUUUUGUACAAUUUAGAAUUGCUUUCUUAUGUCACAGAAAAACUUAGUGGAGAUUUCUAUAAAACAUAACAAAGCAUAUUUAAAAAGAACCCUUUUUUAUUUUCAUCCUUUUCAAAAUUCUGUUUACCAACAUUUCCAUAAUAACAGUUUUGCCUUUCUUUAGAGUUGGAAACAAGAAGGUUGAAGAAGCCAAAUACAGAUAUAGUUUUGGUGUUUGUCCUCAUAACUGGAGUUAUUGUUUGUGUUGGCGUGGUAUUUGCAAUAAUCUUCAUCAUCCUUAAUUGGUAGGUAAACAGUGUUAAACUGAAACAGACUUUGCAGUUGGGUAACAAUGAACUGUCACAUUAUGGCUGCAACAAGCACCAUACCUUUUAAAGCAAAUUACAUCACCCAAAGAAUCCUGGGAGAUGUAGUUUGUUAAGGGAUGCUGGGAAUUGUAGUUCUGUGCAGGGCAAACCACUGUUCCCAGGAUUCUUUGGGGGGAAGGUCAUGUGCUUUCUGUUUAUAGCAUUUAUGUUGCAGAAGCCAAGUACAGUACUGGUCAGGAGAUUGUAUAUGAUGAUGUAAGAACUCCAGAAGUUAUAUGCAGUACAGUACAAAUAUUUUGUGGAAAAGGAGGGUACUAGGGCAGACAUACACUCUGGCAAUGAGGCGUGAAAGCAGGCUUUCUAACUGUGCCAACUACAAGCAUCUCCAUACUUUAGGUGGGAAGACAAGAACAAUCUACACAUAGUUGCUUGUUGCGAAAUGACAUUCGUAGAAAGAGCUGCCCCACUCAAGAAUCUGUCUCCCAGAGCAAUUGUUUGAUGUAACUUCGUUUAUAAGGCUGGCCAGGGGCUUCUAGAUGCAGUUAAAGGUAAAGGUAAAGGGACCCCUGACCAUUAGGUCCAGUCGUGACCAACUCUGGGGUUGUGGUGCUCAUCUCGCUUUAUUGGCCAACAGCUUCCAGGUCAUGUGGUCAGCAUGACUAAGCCGCUUCUGGUGAACCAGAGCAGCACAUAGAAACGCCUUUUACCUUCCCGCUGCAGCGGUACCUAUUUAUCUACUUGCACUUUGACGUGCUUUCGAACUGCUAGGUUGGCAAGAGCAGGGACCAAACAACGGGAGCUCACCCCAUCACGGGGAUUCGAACCGCCGACCUACCGAUCAGCAAGUCUUAGGCUCUGUGGGUUAACCCACAGUGCCAACCACGUCCCUUCUAGAUGCAGUUAUGAAUCUGGUUUAGCUGGUAACAAACAGUAAAGAAUAGGUGAACCUGCAAAACUAGCAAAGGCAUUACAAACAAAACAAAACCCUGAGGAGACCUUUAAAGGGGAAGAGGAACUGUUCCAGAUACAGGAAGCAUCAUGGCAGAUUGCAAGCAGAAAAAUGGAAGAAAUGAAUAAAGGAAGCUGCUGGUGGGGAAAUUGGCUCAUGAGGCAUGGAAAGGGUGAGAAGUAGAAUAGGAGGAAACGAGAGAAGAGAGCAUUAGAAGUGGAGAGGUCAAGAAUUUAAAUGCCAGUACUGUAUCUAGAGUGACAUUCGAAGAAUGGUUGAAAAGCAUUGCUUUCAUUUUAAUGUGAUAAGGUUUGUGCUAUAGUAUGCUGUCUGUUUGGCUGAAGACAGAAAAUAGUUUUUUUAGAGAGAUAAAGGGGAAGGAUGAUGCUGUGCAUGGCUCAGUCUUAGGUGGACCAAUUGUCCGAUCCAGGGCUUGUCCCCACUUCUUCUUGUCCUACUGCUUGCAACCCCUGCUCAUCAAAAACCACUAUUUAGUGCUCAGUCAGAGGAAACAGCUAUUUAGGUUUUCUCCAGAUUGAUGUUUGCUCUGAUUUAGCACUAAAAAGUGGGGUUUUCCUGGGAAAGGAGCAGGGCGAGGGGGAAACCACUGAGACCCACGCAUGGGACAAGUGUGGAUGAGCCCUCGGUGUCAGGUAGCCUCAUCUGUUCCAUUGCCCAUAGUGGAUACACUCCUCUGGUGAACAAGGUUUAGAGGUAGAACCGUUUUCUGACCAGAAGUCCAGAACAGGGCAGAAGAAAAGCUUGUGUACACCUUUGGAAGUGAUGCAACCCUUAACCAUAGCUGUCAACUUUUCCCUUUUCUUGCGAGGAAUCCUAUUUGGAAUAAGGGAAUUUCCCUUAAAAAAAAGGGAAACGUUGACAGCUAUGCCCUUAACCUUUAUUCAAGACUUUUUAAAAAGUAUUUUCUGUCUCUAGCCUGCUUUUUCAAAAUGACACAAAGACAGGUGGCGUUUGUCUUAUGAUCUGGUUGUGGCUUAUCUUGUAGGGCUGCUGUCAAAAUGUUCUGGCAAACAAAAGUUUGGCGAAGCAGAGAGGAGCCAAGCUCAAGUUCAUUGAGGACGUCAUCAGGGCAGUUCACCGCAGUAGACCAGAUGUCGCAACUAGACAACAAUGCAGGAGAACCGGUUUCUACUUACCAGGAGUGGACUGGACCAACAAGAGUCAGCGAAGGAGGAGGGGGAGGGGGAGGAGGAGAAGGAGGAGAUGCAGACAAGGGGAAUUACUAGAAAAGAGAGAUUAUUUUAUAAAAGGGAGAGAUUAAAGUAUGCUCGAUAUAUUAAGAGUACCAGGUCUGAGAAGUGCUUUUUGCCGCUCUGAUUAAGCUUGGUUGUGAACAUUGAGACAGUAGUGGAAACAGCAUCAACCAGACUUAAGGACUGAUUUCUGCUGUCAAGAUUAGUCUGGUUCAUCAGGAGCCUCUGCCUUUCUGUGCUGUUGAAAAGCCAAAGUGAGAUGUUUUCGCAUACCCAAACUCGCACAAUAAAAUACAUUGGCACUCCAGU